Molecule: messenger RNA, 690 nt
Organism: Mya arenaria
Lineage: Eukaryota; Metazoa; Mollusca; Bivalvia; Myida; Myidae
Product: secreted effector protein EspF(U)-like
Exons: 1
Coding region: 1-690 (229 amino acids)
Source: RefSeq, a predicted model, not a curated record
AUGGGGACGCACACGAUACCACCAGCUAGUACGACAACGUACCUGGUACCGCCAGCUAGGAACAUGGAAACACACACGAUACCACCAGUUAGCACGAAAACGUACCUGGUACAGCCAGCCGGAAACAUGGGGACGCACACCAUACCACCAGCCAGCACGACAAUGCGCCUGGCAUCGCCAGCUAGAAACAUUGGGACGCACACGAUACCACAAGUUAGCACGACAAUGCCCCUGGUACCGCCAUCUAGAAACAUUGAGACGCACACGAUACCACUAGCUGGAACGAUAAUAAACCUGGUACCACCAACCGGACACAUGGGGACGCAUACGAUACCACUAGCUAGCACGACAACAUACCCGGUAGGGCCAGUCAGUAACAUGGGGACGCACAUGAUACCACUAGCUAGCACGACAACGUACCUGGUACCACCAGCUCGAAACAGAGGGACGGAAACGAUACCACUAGCUAGCAUGACAAUGUACCUGGUCCCGCCAGCCAGAAACAUGGGGACGCACGCGAUACCAUUAGCAAGCACGACAACGUACCUGGUACAACCAGUCAGAAACAUGGGGACGCACACGAUACCACCAGUUAGCACGACAAUGCGCCUGGUAGAGCUAGCUAGAAACAUGGGGACGCACACGAUACCACCAGUUAGCACGAUGAUGUGCCUGGUUCCGUCAGUUUAA